Messenger RNA from Schistosoma turkestanicum, 412 nucleotides. The record is from the annotation of a GenBank genome assembly. NCBI's taxonomy places the organism in Eukaryota, Metazoa, Platyhelminthes, Trematoda, Strigeidida, Schistosomatidae.
UAAAUUUUUAUUGAUUCAUUUUGUGAUUACUUCAACUUCACAGCCAUACUGUUAUUUGAUCAAAUUGGAAACUUUCAUUCAUCAAUUGGUUGAUCAACAUAAAAUUGUUCAAAAUUGUGCACAUAAAGAAAAUCAAUUUGAAAGGAGUAAAAUGGAAAAACUGAAUCUUUUGUCAACAAACAAAACAUUAAUGAAGACAAUGAAUACAUUUGAUAAUAAUGCUACCAUGUCUAUCCCGGAAAAUUGUGAUCAGCAUCAAAACCCAACAUGUCAUUGUUUCAAUGAAACUAAUCCAGAUUUAUUACAUGUUGAUUAUGAAAUGAGAAUAGUCAAUUGUAGAUUUGAUGCAUGGCAGUUGAAUUUACAAAUUGUUUCAUUGCAACAAGAAUUGUAUGCAUCAAAGUUGGGAAAU